AUGGCAACGGGGCUGGAGGGGGCGUGGCUUGGGGAGGGGGCGUGGCGCGCCAGCGGAAGCGGAAGCGGCGGCGGCGGCGGCGGGACGCGGCGAGGAUGUCCUCGGGGGACGCGACAGCCCCGACGGCAGCCCCGGGGGGGUCCCCGGCGAUGGGGGGGGCGAUUUCCACCAGCGCCCGCCGCCGGCGGGGGCCCGGCCCCCCGCCCCCCCUCCGUCGCCCCCGCUCCCAGCCCGGCCCCCCCCGCCGCCGCCGACGUUUUCGUGACGGCGCGGACGGAUUUCCGAGCUCAGCUGCGACGUUGUCAGCGUCUCCUGGCGCCGGGGGGGGCCGGGGGGGCUCGGGGGGGUCCCCUCGUGUCCCCCCCCGGGGAGCUGCGCCUCCACGGCCUGGGCCUGGCCGUGCCCCGCACCAUCAACCUGGCCCUGCAGCUCCAAGCCGGGGCUCCCGGCGCCCUCCGCCUCCACGCCAGCACCUCCUCCGUCACCCUGCCCCCCCUGGCCGCCCCCCGCCGCCGGCGGGGACCCCCCCCGCCCCGGGGCGGGGCGCUGAGGAGGAGGGGGAGGCGUUGGAGGACGAGGAUGAGGAAGAAGAAGGGGAAGGGGCGUCUUCCCGGCCCCGCCAUAACUCGGCCAUCCACAUCAGGGUUUGCCGAGAGGCUCCCUGCGCUUGAGGGGGGGGCUCCCCGGGGCUUUGGGGGGGCUCCCCGAGGCAUUGAGGGGGCUCCCCGGGGUGUGGGGGGGGCUCCCCGGGGUGUGGGGGGGGCUCCCCAGGGGGUUGGGUGACACCCUGAGGCGUUGGGGGGGGGCUCCCUGAGGCAUCAUGGCGUGCCCCAAAAUGCUCAGGAACACCCCAAAAUGGUCUUGAGAGGUUCGGGGGGCUCUGUCAGCUGUGGGAGCCCCCCGAAACACCCAGAGACCCCCCCCCAGUGACACCCCAGAGCGCCGUGGGGUCUGUUGGCUGCACGGGGACGCCCCAACCCCCCCCCGAAGCACCCCAAAACACCCUUGAGAGGCCUGGGAGCGUCGGGGGUCGCUUGUCAGCCUCAGAACUCCUCCGUGAGCCGCCGUUGGGGUCACCGGGACCGACCACUGGCCGGGGCCACCGCGAGCCACUGGUGACCUUGGGGCCACCAACGAGCCGGGGCCACCAUGACCUGGAGCCACCACGAGCCACCGGUGACCUUGGGGCCACCAAGAUGCCACCAACGAGCCAGGGCCACCAUGACCUGGAGCCACCACGA
Molecule: messenger RNA, 1241 nt
Organism: Phalacrocorax carbo (great cormorant)
Lineage: Eukaryota; Metazoa; Chordata; Aves; Suliformes; Phalacrocoracidae
Source: RefSeq, a predicted model, not a curated record